GCUCCACUCGGCCUGUUGUGGAAGUUAAAUUUCCCAACAUCAAAGCAGGGGAAGUGUCCUUUUCAUUCAUCUCAUGACACCCAUCCAGUUCUGUAAUUUCCCCGCUCUAUCAUAAUGCAAGUCAUUUAUCUCGUAGAAAACAAGCCAUGAGGGUUACAAGUCAAGGUCGGGCAGUUCAUUAGGAAACCUUUUGUAUUGUUGUGGCGACAUGGAGGCCAGCUUCGCAGGCGCCGUGAUUCAACUGAGUAGCCAUGACCCAGGAUAUGAUUGUACCAACCACAUACUUCUGUAUCAAUCAACAAAAAUCCUUUCAGAGUUAUGCAUCCAGUAGAAUACAGGGAGGUUGGGCAUGCUCUUGACUUCACUUUCGCAUUUCAGGUAAGGUUUAAGGUAUAUAAAACCUAUCCCUACAUUUUGGGGUCGAGAUUGAGGUUUGAUUGCACCCAGCAUGGAGGGGAUCUUUUUGCCCUUCUCCCACCUAUUCAUGAGGAAAAUUUAUGUCAUGAGAUGGCCCAUUGGGGUCAUAUGGGCAUCCUAGCAUGCACUAUUAUGAACUAUGUCCUCGGGGAACAUCCCGUGUUCACUAAUGCAGCAGGACUUUUCAGUUUCCCCGCCGACCGUUCGGCCGCGUAUGGUACCGUCUGGGGCGUGCUGUGAAAGUUUGCCUGUGCUCUGGCAUCUGAACGAAUUGUCGGAUAAAUACCAUCACUACUGACAGAAGGUACAGGUAACAACUAAAGAGUGAACGUUCUACGAUUGAAGAAACUGGGACAUCUACAAGUGGAUGUUGAUGAAAAUGGCCACCUUAUACAGCACGACCCUGGUCUCUGCAGUCCUGGUAAGCCUACUGAUGACUGCAGGUGCAUCCUGCCCUGAGGGGUGCCGCUGCAUCUCGGGAGGCGUGUACUGCACCGAGGGGAACAUGCGGCCACUGCCCAAGAGCUUCCCCAUCAGCACGGAGUCCUUGUAUCUGUUCAGAUACAACCUCUCCUCCAUCCUGAAGGACCAGUUCACCAACCUGCCACUACUAGAGAGUCUAAACCUCCGAGGGAACCACAUCUCCAACCUCGCGCCACAGGCGUACGCCGGCUUGCCCAUCCUGCAGGAGCUGAUCCUGUCGGACAAUGAACUCGUCGUCAUCCCUCGAAAAUCACUUGUAGGACUACGGAACUUGGAGAGGCUGUUGCUUAGCAACAACUCGAUCAUUGCCCUGAAUGGUCAGGCCUUCCGCGAUCUCUCCAGUCUGAGAGUCUUAAAACUUGACAGGAACGAGAUAGUCUUCAUCUUUGGCAGCGCCAUGAAGGGUCUGGACAGUUUGGAAAUACUCGACCUCUCCAGCAACCAGCUUGAAAUUGUACCAGCAGAAUGUCUCCAGAGCCUGGGGCAGCUACGUGAACUCAACCUACAGAAUAACAAGAUUCUGGCACUGAACGAUGAUGGUUUUAGCGGUCUGGGCAAACUAGACCGCUUGUACCUCGACAGUAACCGAAUCGGAUAUGUCUCCUCCAAGGCGUUCCGUAACCUGGACUCUCUCCGCGAAUUGACGCUAAAAAAUAACCUCAUCACGGUGGUUCCAGGACAGGCUAUCGGACUAGCGAAGACGAUAGAGAUUUUACGCCUCGCUGGAAACCCCCUCAACAUGUCAGACCUGAGCUCCCUGAGGGCCGCACCGACCAUCCUUGAGCUGGACCUGGCGAACAUUGGGCGCCUAUCCAAACGUGCACUGCUGCCUCUGGAAAACCUAACCAACCUUAACAUCAGUAACUGCUCGCUGGCGCGUGUGCCCAUCCUGCGCCACCUGGGGACCAUGCACGUGUUGGACCUGUCCUGGAACAACAUCACCACCCUGCCGCCUGAAGCCUUCAGCACCAUGACCGACCUGACACACCUGCGUCUCAGCAACAUCAACCUCAGCUCUAUAGAACCCAACGCCUUCGCAGGGUUAUCAUCACUACAGCACCUGUCCCUAGAGAACAACCAGCUGAAGACAUUACCCAGGAACCUCUUCAUGCCCCUACGGAGCCUGGAGCUGCUGGACCUGUACAACAAUCCUUGGUCAUGUGACUGCCGACUACACUGGCUAAUCCGGUGGGCUCAGUUCAAGAACUUCUUCUUCUCCACUGUCCUGUACAUGAAGUGCUCCACCCCAGCAAAUUUCAAGCGGACAGAGCUGUCCCUUGCUGAAGUUCCUAUCAAGAAUUUGUCCUGCAUCCCCCCAAGAAUAGUGAGCUCUUCCAAAGACCUCUACCUAAGUGAGGGAGAUCCAGCCUUCUUCAACUGUGACGUGUCUGGGUUCCCCAUCCCAGAUGUGGAAUGGUUGGGUCCAGGAGGAAAGCCAAUCAAACAGACCGGGGACGGAAGACGCUUCCCCUCAAAAGAAGGAACUCUGGAGAUAUUCAAUGUGUCAAGGAAAGAUGCUGGCCAAUACGUUUGCUGGGCAGGAAAUGGCGGUGGGAAUGCCACCAGAUCAUUCAACCUCACCGUCACUGUGUCCACAAACCCUCACUCUUCUACCAUUAGCAACACAGCAUCAACGUCUUCUGGCACAAUGAGGGGGACAACCUCGACCGCAGAGGGCGCCACACAGGGCUUCGGGAUCCUGGGAAACCGUGUCUCCAUGGCCAUUCUGAUCGGCACAAACGCCGCAGCCUUCCUCGCAGGAAUGCUUCUUGUCACCCUGAUUGUACUGAUCUACCUGUUCUGGUGUAAGAAGAAAACCAAGAAGAAGCCAGUAGAGACUGCUGUGGAUAAGCCGAACAGGAGCAGCCGUCCCAAUGACUACCAGCCGGACGCCAGCACCCAGACCACGCGGGUCCAGGAGGUGCGGCCGCUCGGGCAGCAGCCAGAGCAGCGCCCUCUACCGGAGCAGCCCUCCGAGCCAAAGUGUCCCGAGCGUGUGUACGAAGCCAUCCCAGAGAUGGACCUGGACUCUGACGGCUCGCAGUACCACACCCCACUGAAGCACCCAUCAGAGUAUCAGCCAUCAGAGUAUCAGCCAGAGGUGGUCGCCAUCAAGCCCUACAGUAGCAAAGACCACAGGCCUGAGCAGUCACUGAGCCUCGGUGCGACUGAAUCUGAGACUUCCAGCAACAGGAGAUCCAACACUUUUCCUGACUUCCAAGACAUCCACUCACCCCAAGCAGCAGCCACGCCAACUCCAUCAGAGGGCCCAGCUAAGUCUGUCUCCUUCAGCACCAAGCCUGAGAGCGGAGGUAUGUUCUCCGAUGCUAAGCCUCUGCCAGACGUGACGGCAGACACUCCCACGCCAGCACGGGGUGGUCAUCCUUACCUCAAGAAGUCCACCAGUCGUCCGUUAUGUGUGGAGCAGUCCAAGGCACCACACGUCGGGUCCAGCUCCGUUCCAAACAUCCACAGUGGGAAGCAGCUGGUGGCAUUCCUGGACGGGUCCACCCUGGGCACUCUGUCCAGCACCAAGGACAGCAGCCAUCGCAACAACCAAAACAACAAGUCAGCUCCAGGUAUAUACCAGCCACUCAUCAACCAGAACUCUGAUGCAGGGCCUAAUACAAACGGCAUGGUCCGACAGGCAAGCCAAGAUCGCACAUCUGGUUCACUGACCUCCAACCCUUACAGGCCGGCUGAGCAGGCGUCGACUCGCGACCAGUUAAACCAGACAUACCACCCUCCUGAACCAGUGCCAAACACGGAAAACGACAACAGCGAAGACUACAGUAUGGACAACCUAAAAGAGCCAAAAUACUACGAGUUGGAAGGGCCUGACUCCCCGUAUGACUUUGAGGAAGGGGGCACUGAUGGGAAUGAAAAGGGGAAGGAAGUGUACUUAGAGUCCAACCCACCAGCCUUGGAACAGGUGGGAUCAACAGUAGUGUAGCUGAUAUUGAGGAAACCACAACAGUACAGUAAGAAUUGUAAAUCAUGACCAGACAGCUUUCUCUGGUAAGACAGAUGAUAGACCAAGCAUAUCAUAUCAACAUUAAUGAUCCACUAAACUUCUACCAAACAAUUGACGUGCCAUUGUAAUUCUACUUGGCACUGUACUAUACAUUUUGUAUGGCUCGAGGACCCGUGGAACUCAGAACCUUGCAUGUACAAUGUAAGACUGAUACUUUGGUCGUAUUGAUAGAUUUUGAAUAUGUCUCUCUACAUGUUGUAUGGGAAUUCCUGUGCAGUGGGUGUGUGGUUCCUACUGUGUGGAUCUCAGUAAAGCAGGUCCUGUGCCAAAAUGAAAAGUCUUAUAUUUGCUGAAACAUGGUGGAAUUUUGUACAUAGAGGAGAUAACAAUGUGACCUUUUCAAUGUAUAUGGUGGUUUUGUUGUAAAAGUUUGGAGCUUGUUUUCAGGCAAAGUCUUUGUUGCUUGUUAGCUUGUAUACUGUGUUCAUCGGAAAAAUUAUAUCAAGUAGAUUAAUCAGAGUCACCAAUAGCACCAAGUGGUAUGAAACAUAUUCACAAUGACUUAGUCUUGGUACAAACAGCAUACUCAACUUACCAUGGCAACUUAACAGCCACCUUGGUAAUCAUGGAAAUUAUACAGCCAACUUGGUAACCAAGGCAACCAAACAGUCAUCUUAGUAACCAUGGAGAUUGAACAGCCAUCUUGGUAACUAUGGAGACUGAGCCAAGCUUUCUGCAUUGUUGUGCAUGAAUGUGUAUGUAUCAAAGUCAGUUCAAUAAAAGCGUGAGGAGUCAAACUGUUUCUAAUGGGGAUGUGGUGAAAUUGAAGACUGUAAGUAAUUAUAUGACUUGUGUUAAUCAAUAGCAAGGGAGAAUAGGAAACUUAUCAUUGGUCUUAGUAUUGGUCACUUGUGUGAACAAUGACGGUGCCUAAAUAUAUCACUGUGCAAGGGUUUGUUGAUCUAUGUUUUCUACGCAAAGACAGUGUGUUGCAGAAUUAUAUCUAGAAUUUUCAGUAGCAUUUAAAUCCUGUAAAU
Molecule: messenger RNA, 4911 nt
Organism: Branchiostoma floridae (Florida lancelet)
Lineage: Eukaryota; Metazoa; Chordata; Leptocardii; Amphioxiformes; Branchiostomatidae
Product: leucine-rich repeat and immunoglobulin-like domain-containing nogo receptor-interacting protein 1
Exons: 5
Coding region: 785-3853 (1022 amino acids)
Molecular function (GO): protein binding
Source: RefSeq, a predicted model, not a curated record